AUGGCUGAUCGCGAAGGGGCUUUAGAAGAAGAAGGCAACUGUGCUGACGAAGAGUCUGAGAUUUUAGACUUGGAGGGACAAGGAUUGACCAGUAUACACUUGCCAGGGAAUGUUCAGCCCAAGACCUUGAUACUGGACAACAAUGAUCUAACAAAACUUGAUGGAUUGAAUGUCUGUCCUGAUUUAUGCCAGCUGUCUGCUGUCAACAACCACAUUGUCCACAUGACUGGCCUGCAUCUGCUGAAUUGCCUGACAGUUCUCAGCUUGUCCAACAACAGUAUUGGAGUUAUAGAGGGCAUAGAAGGAUUGGCUCAGCUCACUUGGCUAGACUUGUCCUCAAAUUCUAUUAAGGUAAUGGAAAAUCUGCCUAAAGGAGGACAACUGCACUAUCUGGACUUGUCUGACAAUGACAUCACUCAUAUUUCAGACUUAAGCACGCUGAAUAACUUAAAGACCCUCCUUCUCCAUAGCAACAACAUCUCAAGCUUGAAGACAGUGCCAGCUUGCCUUCCUCAGAGUAUUGGAGUUCUGUCCCUUGCUGACAACAGCAUCUAUGAUUUGAAUGAGAUUUCAUAUUUGUCAAGCCUCCCUUCCCUCCAGCAGCUGUCCAUAUCUGAGAACCCAUGUGUACUGGAGCCAUCCAACAGCAGAUAUCCUUUUAUGUCUUCUGGAUCAAGGGAAGCAUGCAGCAGUGUUAAUUUUUAG
Molecule: messenger RNA, 705 nt
Organism: Candidula unifasciata
Lineage: Eukaryota; Metazoa; Mollusca; Gastropoda; Stylommatophora; Geomitridae
Source: the annotation of a GenBank genome assembly